AUGCAAACAAGACAAUGGUCUCUGACACAACCGGACGAUAAGAUUCUAUCCAUUCUCCCAUAUGUCAAAGGAACAGAUUGGAUUGGCAGGAUAUUAAACAAGCACAAUAUCCAAACUAUCUUUAAACCACCCAAAAAGAUAGGACAAAUCUUAACAAAUCCUAAAGAUCAAAGACCUCCACUCAGCUCCGCAGGAGUAUACGAAAUACCUUGUUCCUGUAGGCAAGUAUACAUUGGAGAAACCGGGAGAAUGGUCAAUCUACGGAUGAAAGAACACCAACGUGAUGUCAGGCUAAAACAUGUCACGCAGUCAGCAUUAUCAGAACACAACAUCGAAACGAGACAUCAAAUACUGUUUGAUAAAACGACCACAAUAGCCAACAUUACUUCAUACUUUCUAAGGAAGUAUAGAGAAGCCAUAGAGAUACAGAAACAUCCUAACAAUCUGAAUAGAGAUAAUGGCUACAACAUAAAUAAGAUGUGGAAGGUCAUUCUCCCGAUUAUUGAGGACUGA
Molecule: messenger RNA, 513 nt
Organism: Trachymyrmex septentrionalis
Lineage: Eukaryota; Metazoa; Arthropoda; Insecta; Hymenoptera; Formicidae
Exons: 1
Coding region: 1-513 (170 amino acids)
Source: RefSeq, a predicted model, not a curated record